AGAGUCUGUUCUGUUUCACAUCUGUAAACUCCUCCUCUUCCUAGUCCAAAUCCGAAUCCAAAAUCGGUAAGAAAACGAUAAAAGAAAAGACUUUGUGGGGAACCCAUUAGAGGAAAACUGAUUAGAAACCUCGACAACCACUGAAACUUUUCUCUAGGAAGAAGACAAUGAUAAAAAGUUGUGUUUUGACCUUUAUACCCCUCAUCGUUCCAAACCUCUAAAUUACAAUCAUUUGGGUCAUCAUCAAUCUGGAUCUACUCAAACACGCUCUCUCCAAUUGUCAUCCUCGCUGUCGAACCCCAAAAGAUGAUAGCUUUGAUCGGAUUGCUUCUGGGUUUUCUAAUCUCAGCAUUGUUCUUAAUCCAAGGAAAGCGAAGAUCAAACGGAGAUCAUCAAGACAAGAAGAAGAAGAGAUCUAGUAAUGAGCCUGCAGAAGUCGUAAAGCCUAAUAGGAGUUACAGCAAGAGUGAAGUCUCAGAACACAACAAAAGGAACGAUUGUUGGAUCAUAAUCAAAGAUAGAGUCUAUGACGUUACUUCUUAUGUUGAAGAGCAUCCUGGUGGUGACGCCAUUCUAGUUCAUGCUGGUGAUGAUUCUACUGAUGGCUUCUUCGGACCACAACACGCCACUCGUGUUUUUGACAUGAUCGAAGAUUUCUAUAUCGGAGAAGUUAGUCAGUAAGAACUAAAAAAAGUUGUCUUUUUUUUUUUGUAUUCUCUUCUGAUUGAAGAAGAUUUUUGCAGAACCUUUUUGUCUUGCUAGUGUAACUCUUUUUUCUUCCAUUGUAAUCCCAAAGUUUCCUCCUUUUUUUGUUUAUGUUAAUUUGUAUGGCAAAUCUUAAGUUUCAACUUCAGGGUU
This is a messenger RNA of Camelina sativa (false flax), 858 nucleotides long. The record is from RefSeq and is a predicted model, not a curated record. Lineage: Eukaryota; Viridiplantae; Streptophyta; Magnoliopsida; Brassicales; Brassicaceae.